Molecule: messenger RNA, 5475 nt
Organism: Oreochromis niloticus (Nile tilapia)
Lineage: Eukaryota; Metazoa; Chordata; Actinopteri; Cichliformes; Cichlidae
Gene: chrne
Product: cholinergic receptor, nicotinic, epsilon
Exons: 12
Coding region: 2789-4411 (540 amino acids)
Biological process (GO): monoatomic ion transmembrane transport
Cellular component (GO): postsynaptic membrane
Molecular function (GO): transmembrane signaling receptor activity; acetylcholine-gated monoatomic cation-selective channel activity
Source: RefSeq, a predicted model, not a curated record
AACUAUAAAAACUAUAUAAGAGAUUAAAAAAACAGACAAAAGCAACCUUUCUCCAAUCUCCCAGAUUGCGAAACACUUUAUCACACAGAGCACAUUCAUGUGGAAAUUGCUGAAUUAAGCAGCUCUGGGAGAAAAAGUCUUUUCAGUCUAUUUGCCCCCUUUUUUAUUUUUUUGUACUCUCUGUUAUGGCGCGGUGGUGUCCAGGUGUGAGAUGGAUCUAUUAUGAUAUUAUAUGAUAUUAAAUGAAAAAGAAAACACAGCUUGUAUUUCCUAUUAAACACUGAGAUGCAAUAACACACAUUACAAAAGCAUAUAGCCACCUGGUGAUGUGAACAUGAAGCGAUUCAGAUUCAAACUGUGUUUCUCACAGUUUUUUAUACCCGAAAGUUACGGGGGGAGGGGGCAAAGAUAAAACCACACUGGAUUUUCCAGUAAAGUUGCUGCACAGCAUUACUGCUCUACUGAAAACCCCAUCUGGAUAAUCAAAACAUUUAACCACAGAGCUGGGAUUACUCAUGCUAUCAAGUUUGGCGCUUGCUGAAAUUGUUCCAAAGUUCCCAAACAAAUUUCCCAUUUCAACAGAGCAGAAACAUCCUGAACUGGGUGAGAAAAUAUAAUAACAGCAGUGUAGCCAUUUAAAAGCACAGAAAGUUUUGUUUAUUGAUUCUUGGAGGAUUGACCCCUAAUGACUUGUAGGCUGAAGUUUCAGACUUCUCUAUUGUCUUCUCUGCAACAAGGUUUCAGAGUUCUAUUUGAAUCCCAAAACAAAAGUUCAAAUUCUGGAAGUGAUUGAAUAUCUAUGAUUUGUUUCAGGCACUGUCUGUGUCAUUUCAUAUUCAGAUGAACCCCACAAUAUUUUGAUCCCCCAGCUUCACUUGUAGUGGCUAUAUUUGAAACUCUAGUUGUAGUUGUUGGCUGUAGCUAUAAAAACAGUUACACACACGUGUCUCACAUGUCGCACUAACUGGCCUCCAUGUGAGUUAUUUUCUCAUGCUAAUCGGGUGGGCUUGAGAGCAUAAUGCUGUACUUUAGCAGUAGAGAAGAGGGUAACAAAUAUAAACACAGCACAUUGCUCAGAGUGGUUGUAAUGGGGAAACAUUAACUAAACAGAACAUAUUUUGGGAGGCUGUAGCUGAGGAGAUAAAGCAGACCAUCUACUAAUGUGAAGAUUAGUGGUUUGAUUCCUGCCUGCUCCAGUCUGCAUGCCAAAGUAUCCUUGGUCAAGGUACUGAUCCCAAAGUUGCUCCUGUCAGUGUGAAUGUGUUUAUAUGUUAGACAGAACGCACUUAGAAAGAAAGGUGCUUGUGUGAAUGAGGCAUGUAGAGUAGAAAAACACUGUAUAAAAGCAGAAGGUUUAUAACAAUGAGGGGGGAAAACAGCUUUUUGUUAUUAAUGUGUAAUGCAUAUAUAGACAGGUGGAAAAAAUGCAGGAAACCCACCAUAAGUCAUCUUAGUUAGGACACCUUCAGUGCUCUGUGGCAUAGACUUUACAUAGUACGGGGGCCAUAAAAUAUAAUUCAUCAUCAUCAAGCCAGUCACUGAGCCCUGAUGUCCUCUGGAUAGGCCUCCCCUCGAACAGAAAGCUCCCAUCAGGACAGAAAGAUCACUCUGAACUUUGUAUUGAUUUGCUGUGACCCUUCCCUUUGACAGGACAAGUUGACUCCCACACAGUAUAACAGAACCACUAGCAGGGUUCAAAGGUUUAAUGGUUUUUUUUUCCUUUAAUUUGACACCUGUUUGGAUAUAAAACAGCUCUGCUCUCCAGAAUUUGAAGGCCCACAGCUCGAACCUUUCUGCCUCUGAGCUCUGAGUGCGAGACACACAAUCUGCCUUCUGGAGGCUCCAGUUACCUUAAAGAAGCUCAACUCUAUUUCCCCAAUUGUAUAUUUAGAAGUACAUCACAUACUGUGCAACUCACAUGGCACAUUCCAAAAAUCAGUCUGUUGCCCUUGCCACUGCAAAGAGACACUCCUUAGAUUACUCACAGCCCUCAUUAUGACAGCAAAUCUAGUCUCUGCAUUUUAAAUGAAUUGCUAAAACAACCUGACAGGUCAGACUCUCAGGCUCCCUGGUUUCAUGAGGUUUAUGUGCAGCCCUCUAACCCCAUUAUUCUGCAGACACUAUCUCACCGCUGAGGUCCUGCAACUGGGAAGGUUUACUGUAAGAAUCAAUACUCUGGACACGCAGAGGAUGUGUGCACCACCAGUCACCUGUUCACCCUGCUACAACCUGUGGGAUUUAGCCAUUUCCUCAGUUUGAAACCACAAUGUUAAAGAUCUAUGCAGGUCUAGUGAAUGCAAAGAUGAGUGACAGAUUAAAGAGGAAACACCAACCACUAAUCCCGUCAGUGACACUGGCCCUCUUGCUGUGCACUGACCAUACGUUGAUCCGACAACUGAAAUUUCCUAUCCCAAUGAUGCGAGUACUUCUGCUGUAUAAGGUCUCGCUUACAGGUCUCAUUGCUACCUUCAGAAAUAUCUGGAAUAUCCUAAACACUUCUAGUUUUUGUCUAAUGUUGUAGUUUCUAUCUAAUGAUGAUGAUGAUUAUUAUUGUGGGUGCCUGGAGAGUGACUGGAAGUCCUGGUUUAGUGCUUUCAGCUGGUGUGUAAUCUGAACCCCGGAUAGUGACAGCCGUGGUGGGUGACAGUCAGGACGUUUGGUAGGGGGAUUUAGAGCUCUUCAUCUGCCUUCAGUCUCGCUGUCUUUCUUUUUCUCUUAGACUUUAUACUUGAAUAUAGUGCAGCACAGUGCAGUGCAGUGCAGAGCAGCAGAGAGGUCCUGGAAUACGAUGGCAGUGCGUAGUCUUUGGAUAGCUUUCGGAGUUGUAACUAUUCUUGGGACUUUAGCGGGACUGGUGCAAUGUAAUCAGGAGACAGAGCUGAUCGGGGACUUGUUCAAAAACUACAACAAGAAUAUACGUCCAGUAUUACAUCCUGAAGACAAAUUGGGGGUUCAGAUCAAGCUGACCCUCACUAAUCUUAUUUCCCUGAAUGAAAAGGAGGAGACUCUUACAACCAAUGUGUGGAUUGAGAUUCAAUGGAAUGAUUACCGCCUUGCCUGGAAUACAUCUCAGUAUUAUGGCAUUGAGGUUAUUCGUGUCCCGUGCAAAACUGUCUGGCUUCCCGAUAUAGUUCUUGAAAACAACAUUGAUGGCAAAUUUGAUGUGGCCUACUACGCCAAUGUGUUGAUCAGCAGUGAUGGUGGGAUUUACUGGCUGCCUCCUGCUAUCUAUCGCAGCACGUGUGCCAUUGAGAUCACCUACUUCCCGUUUGAUUAUCAAAACUGCACACUUGCAUUCAGAUCCCAGACUUACAGUGCCAAUGAAGUGGAUCUCACCUUGGCUGUUGGAGAAACAGGGGAGAUUAUUGAAUGGGUGGACAUCGACCCUGAGGCUUUCACGGAGAACGGUGAGUGGGCCAUUGUCCAUCGUCCAGCCAGGAAGAUGAUCAACAGUCGGUAUUCCCCAGAUGACCUGGAGUAUCAGGAGAUCACGUUCAAUCUGGUCAUCCAAAGGAAGCCGCUGUUCUACAUCAUCAAUGUUAUCCUCCCCUGUUCCCUUAUCUCGUCUCUGGUCGUACUGGCCUACUUCCUACCUGCACAAGCUGGAGGACAGAAGCUGACCGUGUCCAUCUCUGUUUUGCUGGCUCAGACUGUCUUCCUCUUUCUUAUCGCUCAGAAGAUCCCCGAGACCUCUCUGUCUGUCCCUCUAAUUGGAAAGUACCUGAUCUUUGUGAUGUGUGUCACUACUCUCAUUGCUACAAAUCAAAUUGUAGUGCUGAACUUCUCACUGCGCAGCCCCAGCACUCACACCAUGUCCCAAACCCUCAAACAUCUGUUCUUGAAAAUGGUUCCUCGCUUCUUGGGCAUGUCUCCGCUGGUAGAUGAUAGUGAGGUGACAACAGAGGUAAAUGGGGUGAGGGAGCGGCGGCGCAGCUCCUUUGGCCUCAUGCAGAGAGCAGAGGAAUAUGUGCUCAAGCAGCCUCGCAGUGAAAUGAUGUUUGACAAGCAAAGAGAGAGGCAUGGUCUCACGCGAUCCAUUGUGGACAGUAUAGAUGUCAGCAGCACAGCUAACCUAUAUAAGAGUUUGGCCCAAGCUGCACCUGAGAUUAAGCAAUGUGUGGAUGCCUGCAACUUCAUUGCUGACAGUACAAGGCAACAAAAUACCAUUGGCUCUGAAAUUGAAAGCUGGGUCUUGAUCGGGAAAAUGGUCGACAAGGUGUGUUUCUGGGCGGCUAUUUCUCUAUUCAUCAUCGGCACAGUGUGGAUCUUCCUAACAGGACACUUCAACCGUGCCCCAGAAUUACCAUUUCCAGGAGAGAGUAAAAAUAUGCCCCAACUUAAAAAAGGGGGGGGGGAGAAAUUUUCUCUGUUUAAUGUUUUCAAAGUAUAUUUUGCCUCGUGCUGUUUAUGAUGACGAACGCAAUGUUCACUGACCCCAUGGUUAAGAUUCAGGGCGGAGUAAAGUCUGUGUGUAAUAACGACAAAUCUUUCUGUUUCCAUGCUUGUCAAGCACCUGAGCAUCAACAUUCAACGUUUCUUAACUUCUAAACUAAGUUGCCAGCAUUUCUGUAUUAAAUCAUCAUUAUUAAAUCACAAUUAUUUGGUUAGUUUUGGGGUAGGAGAAUUUAAGCAAGCCCAGACUUACAGCUUAUGGAUGCAUUUUGAAAAAAAAAUGUUAAAGGCACUGCACCACCAUGCAAAGGGAUUUAAUUCUAUUCCAGAAAAUGACUUUUAUGACUUUGUUUUGCAUAACAUGAAGCUACAGGCACUGUAUGCUUUAACUAAAGAACCCAUUUUACUUCCAUGACCAUCUACAAAACACUCAGAAAACAUAUCCCUGCGCACAUAUUAUGUCUUAUGGUCAUUAUCUAUAUAUGUAACAUGAGCCAACCAACUCUAAAUCAAAGCCUUAUUCUUCUUACUAUGACUUAUUUAUUGGAACGUAUUGCGUACAGUAGAUGGCUCAGUGGGACACUGUUUGGAGUUAACUGUGCCAGGACUUCUUUUUUUAAAUAAAUGUUUUCGUUUAUUACAAAGUGUGUAUUUUAAUCUUGAACUGAAUGUCUAAGUAGGUGUAUUAUAUGUUUAUACGUCAGACAGUGUGAAUCUCCAAAGUGUGGCUAAAACAUAAAACUGUGAUCAUAUUUUUUACAGUUAUUUUGAGUGGUGUUACUCAGCUGAUUCAAUAAAUGUGACAGAAAUGGGCUAACAAAUAAAAAAAAAGUCUAAACAUGGUUGAGAUUUCACACACUGAAGACUUGAAUGGUCUAUGUUUGUUUUUCUGUUCGUGUCCAGCUGUGUCCAACAUACACAGUUGGGUAUUUGAGGGAGAUAUUCUGUAAUAUAGUGUGUUUAUGGCAAAAACACAGGAGAACUCACAUCGAAUACGUUUGGAUCUGCCAUCAGGUUGUAUUCGUUUUAUAAUGUGUCUAAUAAUAUUUAAUAAAGUGGAAUAAAAUGUGAGGUUAAACCACA